Molecule: messenger RNA, 922 nt
Organism: Corylus avellana
Lineage: Eukaryota; Viridiplantae; Streptophyta; Magnoliopsida; Fagales; Betulaceae
Source: RefSeq, a predicted model, not a curated record
UCACGUGCUAUUCGCGAACACUAGUCCACUCCCGAUGUUCAAUUCCGUCUGACAUGGACGGAUGAAGUACCUGUGACAAAAUCAACGAUUGGUGAAUUCGUUCCAAAAGUUGUCUGAUUUGGUCAACAUUUCGUCUACUAUACAAAUUCCAUUUCCCACCAGGCCACCUGCUUCUGAUUCCUGCCAAAUUCUCCAUCAUUUUCUCUCGAGAGGGUUUUCAUAGAGGAUCCGAUUUAGUAGCCUUCUUCUUGGCAUGAAACUGAACAAGGAAAAGCUUGUCAGGUUUCAUUCUGAUGGAAUAAAACAUAAUGAGUAUCCAUGGGGAAGAACUGAACCAUCACAGCUAGAAAGGUCGUCAUCUGCAUAUAAGGUUCCAUCAUCUUCAUUGCUAAAAUCUGAUGAUGGACUAGUUGGGGGCAGAAAUAGAUUCACUGAAACUUUCGGAAUUGGGAAGUCUAAGGUGUUUCCAGAGGAUCACAAGCCAUGGCGCAAGAGAAUACUUGACCCGGGUAGCGAGAUUGUGCUACAAUGGAACUGGGUUUUCAUCAUUUCAUGCUUGGUGGCACUUUUUGUUGACCCAUUGUACUUUUUUUUGCCCACUCUGGGAGGAAAUGUGGAUUCUUCAUGUGUGAAGACAGACUUGAAUUUGCGAAUUGUUGUGACAUGUUUUCGGACUGUUGCGGAUAUAUUUUAUUUGUUGCAUGUGAUUAUAAAAUUCAGGACUGCUUAUGUUGCACCAAGCUCUCGAGUGUUUGGGAGGGGUGAACUUGUCAUGGAUCCAAAGAAGAUUGCACGGAGGUAUAUUAGAUCUGACUUCUUCAUUGAUCUCAUUGCCACACUGCCCCUUCCUCAGGUAUUUUGUUGUGAAGUAUUGUUCUGCCUUCUAUGCAUAAUAGAUCUUAUUGCAAACAUGUCGUGCUGA